Messenger RNA from Drosophila ananassae, 878 nucleotides. RefSeq lists its product as uncharacterized. Bases 178 to 810 code for a protein of 210 amino acids. Lineage: Eukaryota; Metazoa; Arthropoda; Insecta; Diptera; Drosophilidae. The record is from RefSeq and is a predicted model, not a curated record. The transcript has 2 exons.
AUCUGUCAAACUAUAUGACAGAUUCAUAAGUGUAAAAAUUUAUUUGCUCAUAUAUGGAUCGUAGCCAUCAGGUCAACAGUGUCAGACUGUCUCGGGAACAUUUUUUAAGGUAUCUCUUGGUCGAGUCAGUUGGUCGAUAGACUGCUGUUGAAUUGUAGGUAAAUUUCAAGUCUCAAAAUGUCCCACACUCGCCAGUCCCAUGCAAAGGACUGUGAUGUAAUAUCCAUUACCAAGUCAGCGGAGACUGACGACAACAAGAUUGCCAUGUGUGCCUCCCUGGAGUUGGCCAGCUGCCGAGCUGAGAACUGGCAGCUGAAGAAGAAGCUAAUCGAAUACGAGGCCACCAUCAAGAAUCUGGAGCAGCUGGUGACCACCAUUGCAAGCAAGCAGCAUCAGAUCCUCUCCGAGGUGGUGGAGCUGCGCAAGGAGAGUCGUGCUGCUUCGAUGUCUGCCGAUUUGCUUAACACAACAGGAUGCUCCUCCGUAUUGGAUGAUUCCUUCAUAUGCGAUGAUGAAGAGGAGGAGGAUGGGUACAAGGCCGACUCUGACUCCGGGGGCUCUCAUUGUCCCACACCGCGUUCCCUGUUGGCUUCAGCGGCUUCGGCAUCUUCGGUGGCCUCUUUAACUUCACUGGGCUUAUCCUCGAUCAGUUCGUUGGACAGCUCCGACAUCAGUUCAGUGUCUGAGAUCGACCUCACUCAGGGCGAAGCAACUCGCUCCGAUGAGGAUGAUGACGUUCCGUCCCCGAUUUCAUUGCCGGUUCGUCUGUCGGAGCAUUACAACUCCGACUCCGACAGUGAUGGGGAUUAGGUACAAUCGCUUAUAUAUUAUAAAAUGCUUGUUCGAAUUGCAUAAAUAUAAAGAGUAUAAAACUCCAA